AUGAGCGCCGCCGCCCGACGAAUCACCAAGGAGUACGCAGAGUUGCAGGCGGACUUCCCGCCGCACGUCCAGGCUGCGCCAGACGAGAACAACCUGCUGCACUGGACCGGCACAAUCACUGGCCCGCCCGACUCGGCCUACAAGGGCGGCAAGUUCAACAUUGACAUCACCUUUCCGACCGAAUACCCCUUCAAGUCUCCCACCGUCAAGUUUACGACUCGCAUCUACCACCCGAACGUGACGGACGACGGCGCAAUCUGCAUUGGCUUGCUCAAGUCCGAGGCGUGGAAGCCGUCGACUAAAAUUGAGCAGAUCCUUCGCGCACUUGUCCAGUUGCUGCAGGAGCCGAACCCCGACGACGCUCUGGUUGCCUCCAUCGCCGAGGUGUACAACCAGGAUCGCCCGACGUUCAACAAGAACGCGCAAGAAUGGGUCAAGAAGUACGCUUCGUAA
Messenger RNA from Rhodotorula toruloides NP11, 453 nucleotides. Its product is annotated as ubiquitin-conjugating enzyme E2 D/E. Lineage: Eukaryota; Fungi; Basidiomycota; Microbotryomycetes; Sporidiobolales; Sporidiobolaceae. The record is from RefSeq and is a predicted model, not a curated record. The coding region runs from base 1 to 453 and encodes 150 amino acids. The transcript has 11 exons.